This is a messenger RNA of Closterium sp. NIES-67, 6132 nucleotides long. NCBI's taxonomy places the organism in Eukaryota, Viridiplantae, Streptophyta, Zygnematophyceae, Desmidiales, Closteriaceae. The record is from the annotation of a GenBank genome assembly.
UCUGGCUAUUCCUAGUUGCCACUAGCUCGGCCUACUGAACUUGGCUGCGUGCCUUCACAAGCAAUGCAGGACGCUCCUGCGUGAUCAAGAGUUCCCGCGACCUGCAUUUCGCGGCUGAGGCCAGUCCGAAGUGAACCGAACGCCUGGUUGCGUUCCAGGACGUCCCUGAUAGUAUCAGAAACGCCGGCGAGCCGUCACCUCAGCACUACGCGCGGCAUUCCAUAACUACCUGCAAUUUUUCACCGCUGGUCCUGCAUGGCGUCGGCUCAGAAAGCGUCGGUGCCGCAGUGGGCGGGCCUGCGAGCCUCUCCGCUUGUGCCCUCGCCGCCUCGCAGCCUGAUCCAAGUCAGGCGCCCCAUCGCCACCAGGUUACGCCUCAUCGCGUCUGCCGACGUGCCCAACGACUCCAACGACAAUGUUCAGAACAAGAAAGAGAAUGUUCACCUUCCAACGAUCUCAUCCAUCCCGUCAUUCAUCACGCGCCGCGUCCUCGUCACCGGCGCGUCCAUCUUUGUCGGCGCCGUGUCCGGGCUCGUCGUGUCCGCGGGCGCGCUGGCCAACGAGCGCCGCCUGCUCGGACGCCAGGCCGUCCUCGAGAAGAUCCGCACGCUGCGCGAGGCCAAGCUCGCGGAAAAGGCAGCGGUGGAGAGCGCGGCGGUAAACCUCGCGGAGGAGCCUAGCGCUCCUGCUUUUGAGUCAACCGCCGCCGGGAACGAAGCGAGCGCGCAAGAUAACCUUCCUGUGAGCGAGGCGGCCGCUGGCGCUGGCGCUGGCGCUGGGGUAGGCGCAUUGCUUGACGCGGCUUCUGCUGGAUCAGGUGCUGCUGCUGCUGCUGGCGCGGACGCCACUGCUAUCGACGUCGUCACCAGUACUGCGGGAAGCGGCGCAGCGGCCGCUGCUGACGGCAGCGCGGGUUUGGCGAUCCAGUCAGCUUCGGGCUUGGACCUCGGCGUGGAUGACGGUGAGCUGGACGCUGACGUGGCGCCUGAAGUGACGCCGUCAGGAGACGUGGAAGAUGGCAUCGAGGCAGAUCCCGAGGCUGAAUCAGCAGUGGAAUCCGAGCCUGAGCCUGCGCCGGGGACUGAAACAGUAGCUGAUCCCGAAUAUGAGCCUGAGGCAGCAGCCGAGCCCGAGCCUGAGCCUGCCGCUGAGCCCGAACCUGAGGCAGCGGAAGAGCCCGAACCUGAGGCAGAAGCUUUGCCCGAGCCUGAAGCAGUGGCAGAGCCCAAGCCUGAGGCAGCAGCUGAGCCCCAGCCUGAGGCAGUGGCUGAACCCGAGCCUGAAGCAGAGGCCGAGCCCGGGCCCGAGCCCGAGCCUGAGGCAGCAGCUGAGUCCGAGCCUGAGGCAGCAGCUGAGUCCGAGCCUGAGGCAGCAGCUGAGUCCGAGCCUGAGGCAGCAGCUGAGUCCGAGCCUGAGGCAGCAGCUGAGUCCGAGCCUGAGGCAGCAGCUGAGCCCGAGCCUGAAGCGGCAGCUGAGCCCGAGCCUGAGGCAGUGGCUGAGCCCGAGGCAGUGGCUGAACCCAAGCCUGAAGCAGAGGCCGAGCCCGAGCCCGAGCCCGAGCCCGAGCCCGAGCCUGAGGCAGCAGCUGAGUCCGAGCCUGAAGCAGCAACUGAGCCCGAGCCUGAGGCAGUGGCUGAACCCGAGGCAGUGGCUGAUCCCGAGCCUGAGCCUGAAGCUGCAGUUGAGCCCAUGCCUGAAACCGUUGAGCCCGAGCCUGAGGCAGCAGCGGAGCCCGAACCUGAGUCUGAAGAAGCAGCUGCACCAGUGGAUGAGCCCGCGGGAGUGGCUGAACCCGAGCCGGAAACAGAAGCUAAGCCCGACCCUGAAGCAGAGGGCAAGCCCGAACCAGAAGCAGCAGCGGAGCCCGAGCCUGAGCCAGUGGCUGAACCCGAGUCUGAGCCUGAAGCUGCAGUUGAGCCUCAGCCCGAAGCAGCUGAGCCCGAGCCUGAAGCAGCUGAGCCCGAGCCUGAAGCAGCUGAGCCCGAGCCUGAAGCAGCUGAGCCCGAACCUGAAGCAGCUGAUCCCGAGCCUGAAGCAGCAGGGGCUGAGCCCGAGUCUGCAUCGGCAGGCGAGCCGGAGCCUGAAGCAACGGCUGAGUCCGAACCUGAAGAAGCUGCUGAGCCCGAAGCUGAGCCUGAAGCUGCAGGUCAGCCCGAACCUGAGGCAGUGGCCGAGCCCGAACCUGAGCCUGAAACUGCAGCUGAUCCAGAACCUGAAGCAGUGGCUGGGCCCGAACCUGAGCCUGAAGCUGCAGCUCAGCCCGAACUUGAAGCAGAAUCUGAGCCUGAGCCGGAGGCAGCAAGUGAGCCCGCACAAGUGCCUGAGGCCGAACGUGAGCUUGAAGCAGCAGACCCCGUGUUCGAACCUGAAGCAGCAGCUGAGCCCGAGCCUGAAGCAGCAGCAGAGCCCGAGCCUGAACUGGCACUUGAUGCAGUGGCCGAGCCCGAACCUGAAGCAGUGGUUGAGCCAGAGCCCGAGCUUGAGGCAGCACCUGAGCCCGAGCCCGAGCCUGAGGCAGGAGCAGAGCCUGAGCCCGAGCCAGAGGCAGCAGCUGAGCCUGAGCCCGAGCCUGAGGCAGCACCUGAGCCCGAGCCCGAGCCUGAGGCAGAAGCAGAGCCUGAGCCCGAGCCAGAGGCAGCAGCUGAGCCCGAGCCCGAGCCUGAGGCAGCACCUGAGCCCGAGCCCGAGCCUGAGGCAGGAGCAGAGCCUGAGCCCGAACCUGAGGCAGUAGCAGAGCCUGAGCCCGAGCCUGAGGCAGCAGCAGAGCCCGAGCCCAAGCCCGAGCCAGAGGCAGCAGCUGAGCCUGAGCCCGAGCCUGAGGCAGCACCUGAGCCUGAGCCCGAGCCUGAGGCAGCACCUGAGCCCGAGCCCGAGCCUGAGGCAGCAGCAGAGCCCGAGCCCGAGCUAGAGGCAGCAGCUGAGCCUGAGCCCGAGCCUGAGGCAGCACCUGAGCCAGAGCCCGAGCCUGAGGAAGUAGAAGAGCCUGAGCCCGAGCCUGAGGCAGCAGCAGAGCCCGAGCCUGAGCCUGAGGCAGCAGCAGAGCCCGAGCCUGUGCCUGAGGCAGCAGCAGAGCCCGAGCCUGAGCCUGAGGCAGCACCUGAGCCCGAGCCCGAGCCUGAGGCAGCAGCAGAGCCCAAGCCUGAGCCCGAGGUAGAAGCAGAGCCGGAGCCUGAGCCUGAGGCAGCAGCGGAGCCUGAGCCCGAUCCUGAGGCAGCAGCAGAGCCCGAGCCCGAGCCUGAGGCGGCAGCAGAGCCCGAGCCCGACCCUGAGGCAGGAGCAGAGCCCGAGCCUGAGCCUGAGGUAGAAGCAGAGCCGGAGCCCGAGCCUGAGGCAGCAGCGGAGCCUGAGCCCGAACCUGAGGCAGCAGCAGAGCCCGAGCCCGAGCCAGAGGCAGCAGCUGAGCCCGAGCCCGAGCCUGAGGCAGCACCUGAGCCCGAGCCCGAGCCUGAGGCAGCAGCAGAGCCUGAGCCCGAGCCUGAGGCAGCAGCAGAGCCCGAGCCCGAGCCAGAGGCAGCAGCUGAGCCCGAGCCCGAGCCUGAGGCAGCAGCUGAGCCCGAGCCCGAGCCUGAGGCAGCAGCUGAGCCCGAGCCCGAGCCUGAGGCAGCAGCAGAGCCUGAGCCCGAACCUGAGGCAGCAGCAGAGCCCGAGCCCGAGCCUGAGGCAGCAUCAGAGCCCGAGCCCAAGCCUGAGGCGGCAGCAGUGCCCGAGCCCGAGCCUGAGGCGGCAGCAGGGCCCGAGCCCGACCCUGAGGCAGUAGCAGAGCCCGAGCCCGAGCCUGAGGUAGAAGCAGAGCCGGAGCCCGAGCCUGAGGCAGCAGCGGAGCCUGAGCCCGAACCUGAGGCAGGAGCAGAACCCGAGCCCCAGCCUGAGGCAGCAGCAGAGCCUGAGCCCGAGCCUGAGUCAGCAGCAGAGCCCGAGCCCGAGCCAGAGGCAGCAGCUGAGCCCGAGCCCGAGCCAGAGGCAGCAGCUGAGCCUGAGCCCGAGCCUGAGGCAGCACCUGAGCCUGAGCCCGAGCCUGAAGUAGCACCUGAGCCCGAGCCCGAGCCUGAGGCAGCAGCAGAGCCUGAGCCCGAACCUGAGGCAGUAGCAGAGCCUGAGCCCGAGCUUGAGGCAGCACCUGAGCCCGAGCCCGAGCCUGAGGCAGCAGCAGAGCCCGAGCCUGAGGCACCAGCAGAGCCCGAGCCGGAGCCCGAGCCUGAGGCGGCAGCAGAGCCCGAGCCCGACCCUGAGGUAGGCGUAGAGCCCGAGCCCGAGCCUGAGGUAGAAGCAGAGCCGGAGCCCGAGCCUGAGGCAGCAGCGGAGCCUGAGCCCGAACCUGAGGCAGCAGCAGAACCCGAGCCCCAGCCCGAGGCAGCAGCAGAGCCUGAGCCCGAGCCUGAGGCAGCACCUGAGCCCGAGCCCGAGCCUGAGGCAGCACCUGAGCCCGAGCCAGAGUCAGCACCUGAGCCCGAGCCCGAGCCUGAGGCAGCACUUGAGCCUGAGCCCGAGCCUGAGGCAGCAGCAGAGCCUGAGCCUGAGCCUGAGCCUGAGGCAGCAGCAGAGCCAGAGCCCGAGCCUGAGGCAGCAGCAGAGCCCGAGCUUGAGCCUGAGGCAGCAGCUGAGCCCGAGCCUGAGCCUGAGGCAGUACCUGAGCCCGAGCCCGAGCCUGAGGCAGCAGCAGAGCCUGAGCCCGAGCCUGAGGUAGAAGCAGAGCCGGAGCCCGAGCCUGAGGCAGCAGCGGAGCCUGAGACCGAACCUGAGGCAGCAGCAGAACCCGAGCCCCAGCCUGAGGCAGCAGCAGAGCCUGAGCCCGAGCCUGAGGCAGCAGCAGAGCCUGAGCCCGAGCCUGAGGCAGCAGCAGAGCCGGAGCCUGAGGCAGCAGCAGAACCCGAGCCCCAGCCUGAGGCAGCAGCAGAACCCAAGCCCCAGCCUGAGGCAGCAGCAGAGCCUGAGCCCGAGCCUGAGGCAGCAGCAGAGCUGGAGCCCGAGCCUGAGGCAGCAGCGGAGCCUGAGCCCGAACCUGAGGCAGCAGCAGAACCUGAGCCCCAGCCCGAGGCAGCAGCAGAGCCUGAGCCCGAGCCUGAGGCAGCACCUGAGCCCGAGCCCGAGCCUGAGGCAGCACCUGAGCCCGAGCCAGAGGCAGCACCUGAGCCCAAGCCCGAGCCUGAGGCAGCACCUGAGCCCGAGCCCGAGCCUGAGGCAGCAGCAGAGCCUGAGCCUGAGCCCGAGCCUGAGGCAGCAGCAGAGCCCGAGCCCGAGCCUGAGGCAGCAGCAGAGCCCGAGCUUGAGCCUGAGGCAGCAGCUGAGCCCGAGCCUGAGCCUGAGGCAGCACCUGAGCCCGAGCCCGAGCCUGAGGCAGCAGCAGAGCCUGAGCCCGAGCCUGAGGUAGAAGCAGAGCCGGAGCCCGAGCCUGAGGCAGCAGCGGAGCCUGAGACCGAACCUGAGGCAGCAGCAGAACCCGAGCCCCAGCCUGAGGCAGCAGCAGAGCCUGAGCCCGAGCCUGAGGCAGCAGCAGAGCCUGAGCCCGAGCCUGAGGCAGCAGCCGAGCCUGAGCCCGAGCCUGAGGCACAAGCAGAGCCCGAGCUCGAGCCUGAAGCUGCAGCUGAGCUUGAGCCUGAGCCUGCAGCAUCAGUAGAACCCGAGCCUGAGCCUGAGGUAGCAGCUGAGCCCGAGCCCAAGCCCUUGGCAGCAGCAGAGCGCGAGGCUGUGGCAGCAGCUGAUGCAUCUGCUGCUGUUCCUGCGGAUAUCGCAGUAGAGGAAGCCAUUGAUGAGAUUCUGCAAAUCAUUAAGGACUCGCUCAAGGGGUAAGGGGUGGGGUGGGGAUGCUGCUGGCUUGGAGGGGAAGCAGUGAGUGCGAGCCAGGAUGCGUCCGAUGAUCAAUAAGUAGCACAUGGUGGUAUGCGCCAGCGUGGAAUGAUUUAUGGCGCAUGAGGAGCAUCCAGUGUAGAAGUGUGUCUCUUGGUUCUAGUGCCGUAGCCUACUUGCUUACUUCUUCGUUGUGGCUUUCGGAUUCUGCUGCCUGCUGGUUUUUUUUUUCUUGUCCUGCCCUUUUCGUUUUUGCUUUUGCCUGUGUGCUUUGCUUGUUCAUGAGAUAGGUGCUCAAUUCUAGAAUGAUGUCCAUCCAUGCAACAUGCAUAAAACUUGAGGUGUUCA